AGCUUUUCAAGAAUAAAUGUUGACGAUACGCUUGAGUAACUUUAUUUAAUUUGGAAAAUUCAGAACUAGAUUGUCGCUUGCAAAAACAUCUUAAAAGAAAUAAUAGUUUGAAAGGCGCAAUUCGUUGUAACUUUAAAGUUUUCUUUGUGUUUAUCAAAAAAAUAAAUCAUGGCGACAAUGGCUCCUGUAACUCCCCUGCAACUCUCUACUGCACACGUUCAAGAAUCGCCAAAUGGAUUGGCUUUUGAUAUAUUAUUAAAAGAACCCGUCUCUUCAAAAGUUAUGCCAGCUUAUUCCCCAACACCAUUGUCUACUCCUGAAAUCUUAGAAAAAUUACGGAGUGCCGAAGAAAGGAAAAAGCAUAUAUUGGAUGAAAAAAAACAACGGCAAACUACUCAUGACAAACUCCAACACAUGAAACGAACGGUCCUAGAAUUCAACGAACACCAUCAAAAACAAGCUAGUGAUAAAGUGCAAAAAAAGUUUCUCACUGCAGAAGAACUUCUCACUCAGCAGAGAAAAGAAAUGGAAGAGAAACAAAAAAUAAGAGAAAUGAGAGCGAUCGAGGUGAAAAAAAUACAUGAGGAGAACCUUGAAUUAAAAAGGUAUCAAGCCGAAUUAAAAUUAUCUCAAUUAAAACUAGCUGAAGAAAAUCGUGAAGCAGCAAUGAAAAUCAUCGUUGAUAAAGCUCGACAAGACCUUAUAAAAGGUGAAAUGCUUCGAGCCGAAAAUCAAAAAAAGCUUGAAGAAAAGCUUGAAGAACUAGAUGAGCGAGUUAGGUUAAGUUUGACAGAAGCGGAAGAAAAGCGAAUGAGUCAUUUAACAGAAAUCAAAGAAAAGUGUGGUAAACACGUUGAUGAAGCAAAACGACGAGCUGCUCUCAAAGAAGGUGCUCGACAAACUUAAAGUUUCUUAUUUUUAUAGUAUUUUAGAUGUGUUUAUAUAUUGUUGACAUGAAACGGGGAUAUUGAAAAUAAAUUGUAGCAUAUAUACUGUCGAUAAAAUGUCCUAAAACUUUCUUAUUACAAAGAUUUAAAUCAGACA
Hydra vulgaris (swiftwater hydra) is the source of this 1044-nucleotide messenger RNA. RefSeq names its product synaptonemal complex protein 1. The record is from RefSeq and is a predicted model, not a curated record. Lineage: Eukaryota; Metazoa; Cnidaria; Hydrozoa; Anthoathecata; Hydridae. Gene Ontology annotation, biological process: regulation of microtubule polymerization or depolymerization.